CGGCCAGAAGAUGGCUGACUUAGCCGGGCACCGCGAGCCCUCGGCGGCAUCCCCAGCGUCACACGGGCCGCUGAAAAGCGGCAAGACGUUCCCCGUCUGGCGACUGUAAACAGCUGCCGCUGCCUCUCUCGCUCACGCCCCCCUCUUCUCCCCCUCCUCAUCGCAAAUAUUGACAGAAGUAUCACAGAGAAAACAUGGCAGAGAUGGAAAAAGAGGGCAGACCUCCGGAAAAUAAAAGAAGCCGCAAACCAGCUCACCCGGUGAAAAGGGAAAUAAAUGAAGAGAUGAAGAGUUUUGCUGAGAACACGAUGAAUGAGUUGCUGGGCUGGUACGGCUACGACAAGGUGGAACUGAGAGACUCAGACAACCUGGAGAUAGGAGAGACACCACAACACAUCUCUGUCCUCAAAGAAAACUCGUUGCCAAAAAUGCCAGCUUCAGUGGAGAACAGUGAAGGCUCUCUGGACCGAGCCAACAGCUCCCUGUCCUUGCCAACCUCCAGGAAUGGAGUCACAGAGUCCUCCACCACACCGUCCACCUCAAUGCCCAGCACCAAGGAGCAUGGCAACCUGCCCAUCAUGGUCCCCAUGAUCCCCCCACCACUGAUCAAGCCCCCUGCAGAUGAGGAUGCAUCAAAUGUGCAGAUCAUGUGCGCCUGGUGUCAGAAGGUCGGUGUGAAACGCUACUCUCUGAGCAUGGGGAGUGAGCUGAAGAGCUUCUGCAGUGAAAAAUGCUUUGCAGCCUGCCGAAGAGCCUAUUUUAAGAGAAACAAGCUGGGAUAUAUAAGGAAUUGUGCUGCGAGAGACGACGAUGGCCUCGGUGGGAAAUUACCCCAGCACAGCUUUACUCAGGAUACGCCCAGACUUGUCUUCAAGACAAACAGCGACGUGCUUGUGUGCGACUGGUGCAAACAUAUUCGCCACACUAAGGAGUACCUGGACUUUGGUGCUGGUGAGCGGAGGCUGCAGUUCUGCAGUGCCAAAUGCCUGAACCAAUACAAGAUGGACAUUUUCUAUAAAGAGACCCAGGCUGCUCUGCCUGGAGCACUGUGCAACUCUGGACACGGGGCUGUUGGGGAGGGUAAGGCAGAGUGCAGUGGAGGGGUGCAGCUGCUAACUCCUGAAUCCUGGGGAACACCAUUAACGGACCUUCGGCGUAAAGCUCCCUCACCAGGGGGGCAUUCCAGCGCCUCCGCUGUGGCCCCUUCCACUUCUUCUGCCGCUUCACCCUCAGACACAGCUGCUGUCUGCUCCCCUUCCUCCUCCACUUCAGCCAAAAUUCCCACACCCAGACCCCAUGAGAGCCCAACCCUCCCCCUGCCACCUGUUCCUACUUUGCACCCGCCAGUUGGUGUUCCUUCAGGUAGCCCACCCAUGGUGAUGACACCCAGAGGACCCAUGCCCCUGCCUCUGUUCAUGGAGCAUCAAAUGAUGCAGCAGAUCCGGCCACCAUUUCUUCGUCCUUCUGUCCAUCCAGGAGGACCAAACAGCCCACUUUCAAACCCCAUCAUCCCUGGUAUUGGUCCACCACCUCCUCCGAGGACCCUUGGUCCAGCAUCAAGCCCCAUGCACAGACCUCUCUUGUCUCCACAUGUCCACCACUCAUCCAAUCCUAAUCCUGGUAUGAUCCCACCACACCCUGGCCUCCCCAUGCCAGGCCUUCCACCUUUUCCUCCCAUCAACAUGAUGCCUAAUGGACCCAUCCCCUUACCUCCAAUAAUGAAUUUUGGCAUGCCAUCUUUGGCCCCACUCGUACCCCCACCAACUCUUUUGGUUCCUUACCCUGUCAUUGUACCCCUCCCAGUCCCAAUCCCUAUCCCAAUCCCAAUCCCUUUCAACUCCAAAACUUCCAGGGAUCAUCCGGAGAGCAGUGGCUCUAUCCGCAGUGCUCCAGAGUCCUCUGAAGCAUCUGUCUCUAGGCCCCAUUCUCCAGGUCCCACUGGAGGUGACAGGGGGGAGCAGAAGACAGAUCCAUCUGGUAGGGAGCAUGUCUCUCCUGUACGCUCAGAGAGAAGCAGGACAGCAAUGGUGGAUUUGACUAUAAAGGCAGAGGACAAUUCAGGCAACAUUAGUCUAACCAGUGACACUGGACUGGUAGAUGGAGUUAUUGAUCUAACUGUGGGCCAAAGGCCAUGCCAACAGCAGGUAAUUCAGAGAAUGCUACCUGGAGUUCAGGUUAAAGUUGAGCCAGAGGCUGAAUCAAGGUCUCCACCAGCUGCUGGGUUGGGGAAGGAAGGGAAGGAUGACAUUGGGGAAAGGACUCUCCUUCCACAGAGCAAUGCUACUGAACUAAAAGGGAUUACACACCUUAACACACUGGAAUCAUCUGCCCCACCUUCUAGCAACAGCAUCUCCUCCAGCAAAGCAGAUCCUUCAGUAAACCAGCUGAAUCCCUGCAUCCCCAAUCUUACCACAGUUUCCUUACCCAGUUCAGUAAGGACCCAGUCCCUACCCCUGCCCCAGCUCCAAGCUAGCCCUGCUGCCAUGUGUAAUGUAAUAGUCAAUGGUACAGGAUGGCAUUCUCUUCUCACUCCUACAUUUGAGUCUUGCCCUGAUCGAAAGGGAGACAGGGUUGGAGGAGAUGGGGAGGCAGAAGAUGGACCAGCUAAUGGUGAUCUGGAGCAUGAGGCACUGAAAGAAAACAAUUGUUUGGUAGGUGAAUGGGAGACAGGGAAGAGGGUUUCAGCACAAGAUGAGAAAGUGGACAAAGUGGAGGGUAAGCCAGAUCUGGACUCCAGUAUGGAGGAAGGUGAGCAUGCCUAUGCCCUGCCACUUCUGUCAGCUGGAGGCUGUGUUGUCAUCCAGCCUGUGCCAAAGCCUGCGGCUGACAAGACGGCCAUCCUGUCCUGCGCCAUCACUGCACCAUUAUCAGCAGCUGGUAGCCCAGAGCUGGAGCCCCCGCUCAAGAGGAGGUGUCUGCGAAUCCGCAAUCAGAACAAAUGAGAUGGAUGCUUUGAGGACCGCAGUGCCAUCAUCAACUCACUUGUCUACUCCGACCCUGUAAAUCCCAUCACCACUCCACACAUAUGCACACACAAACACUGCUGUCAUCCUCACCCAUUGCCCAGUCCACCAGCAACACAAAUCGCCUUCGACGACCAAUAAGAAUCCAAGAAAAGAUGAUGUUGUCUAUCAUAGCAGAGCGACCAGAACUCCUUCUGGGUGACACGCUCUCUCUGAUGGACUGAGCGUCUUCAGACUGGACAUCAUGGCCAGCAGGACCUCUUUACUUCUUAACAUGAGACGGUUUAUUCCUGCAACAGGAAGCCUUCCCCCUCACUGCUUCUCACCUCAUUUAGAGACUCUCAGCCCACACUGCCCCUCAGACUUUACCCAUCCUCCCCCUUUUUUUCAAAGCAAGCACUCUGUAUUGUUUUUUAUUUUAUUUUUUUAACAUGGGGCUCUUUGUUGAGUUCAAUAUUCAAAGCUGCUGUUUGAAAAUUGGUGAAGGAACCCUGAAGAGAUAAUUGUGAAAACAGUGAAAUGCUUUUGGUCCAACUUGUUGCACCACAGGUAUGGGAUUUUUGUACACUAAGUGUUAUUUUUCCUCAUUUGCCAACCUGACACCAAGUGUUCAGGGUGAUUCUGAUGGAUGGUAAUUCAAAACAAGCAUUAAAAAAGACAAGAGUACAGUUUGUACGAUAUGACUGAAGGACAAGUCAAUUUGAUAUUUUUUGUUUUUCAGAUGCUGGGAAACUGUCCUUGCUCAUAAAAUCACUCUCAGUUACAGUGAGAAUUAUUUCUAUCAAAUCAGACAAUUGGAGACAGUGUUAAACAUCAGCAGAAACUAAAGGUGUGUAGGUGGAAUCAUGCAAUCUCUUCUGAGGUCUUCAACUUUAUUAAAUUUACUUGCAUCUUA
This is a messenger RNA of Melanotaenia boesemani (Boeseman's rainbowfish), 3858 nucleotides long. It is a transcript of the gene sobpa, whose product is annotated as sine oculis binding protein homolog (Drosophila) a. Gene Ontology annotation, biological process: animal organ development. The record is from RefSeq and is a predicted model, not a curated record. Lineage: Eukaryota; Metazoa; Chordata; Actinopteri; Atheriniformes; Melanotaeniidae. The coding region runs from base 195 to 2942 and encodes 915 amino acids. The transcript has 8 exons. Gene Ontology annotation, cellular component: nucleus.